Molecule: messenger RNA, 2386 nt
Organism: Jatropha curcas
Lineage: Eukaryota; Viridiplantae; Streptophyta; Magnoliopsida; Malpighiales; Euphorbiaceae
Source: RefSeq, a predicted model, not a curated record
GAAAAAAAAAUGAAAAUGGUUGCUCUUUUCUUGUUCUUCCUUGCAAGGCCCUUUUCCUUUACGACCUCAACCUCAGUAGACAAGGCAACAUAUAUUGUCCACAUGGACAAGUCUCUGAUGCCCAAAAGCUUCACCAGCCAACAAGAUUGGUAUUCCUCAACCAUUGAUUCCCUUAAAACCACAAAAUACUUCUCCUCAGACAAUGAUCAUAAUCACUCACCAUGGCUUAUUUACUCUUAUGACAAUGUUGCUCAUGGUUUUAGUGCAAUUUUAUCCCCUGAUGAGCUUGACACUCUUAAAAAAUCCACAGGUUUUGUCUCCGCUUAUAGAGACAGAACGGCAACAAUUGACACUACCCAUACUUUUGAAUUCCUUUCCCUCAAUUCUACAACUGGUCUAUGGCCUGCUUCCAAUUUUGGUGAAGAUGUUAUAGUUUGAGUCAUUGAUACUGGGGUUUGGCCUGAAAGUCUGAGUUACAAUGAUGACGGAAUGAGUCCUGUACCAUCAAGAUGGAAGGGAAUUUGUGAGGAAGGAGAAGAAUUUAAUUCUUCUAUGUGUAAUUUAAAGCUAAUUGGAGCUAGAUACUUCAACAAAGGUGUUAUGGCUGCAAAUCCUGGGAUUAAAGUUAGAAUGAAUUCUCCUAGGGAUAUUGAAGGCCAUGGUACUCACACUUCUUCAACUGCUGCUGGUAAUUAUGUUAAAGAUGCUACAUUCUUUGGCUAUGCUACUGGUACAGCUAGAGGUAUGGCCCCGCGAGCUAGAGUAGCUAUGUACAAGGUCUUAUGGGAAGAAGGCCGCUACGCCUCUGAUGUCCUUGCUGGCAUGGAUCAAGCAAUCGCUGAUGGCGUUGACGUGAUUUCUAUCUCGUCAGGCUUUGAUGAAGUGCCUUUGUAUGAGGAUCCUAUAGCAAUAGCUUCAUUUGCUGCAAUGGAAAAAGGUGUGGUGGUAUCAGCUUCUGCAGGAAAUGAAGGGCCACCUCUAGGAAAUCUGCAUAAUGGGAUUCCAUGGGUCUUGACUGUUACUGCUGGUACUAUUGAUCGUUCUUUUGCUGGAACAUUAACACUGGGUAAUGGCCAAAAAAUCACUGGAUGGACCAUGUUCCCAGCUAAUGCCUUCAUACAAAAUCAGCCACUACUGUACAACAAGACUUUUUCAGCAUGCAACUCAACUAAAUUGUUAUCUCAGGCCCCGUAUGCGAUAAUCUUGUGCGACGAUACUGGGUUUGUCUUUAAUCAAAUAAAUACUAUUGCAGCCUUGUCAAAUGUGCCUGGUGCUAUUUUCAUUUCAAACCAUACUGUGUUAUUCGAGUUAGGGGGUUUUUCUUGUCCCGGAGUUGUGAUUAAUCCUAAUGAUGCAAUAUCUGUUAUGAAAUAUGUUACAACUGAUAAGGAUCCUUCCGCUAGCAUGAAAUUCCAGCAAACCAUUGUAGGCACAAAGCCUGCUCCAGCUGCAGCCUAUUAUACUUCAAGAGGUCCUUCGCGGAGCUAUCCUGGAAUUCUAAAGCCAGAUGUCAUGGCGCCGGGUUCAUUAGUUUUAGCCUCUUGGAUUCCAAAUGACAAUUCUGCAAGAAUUGGACUGAAUAUUCCCUUGUCGAGCAAUUUCAAUAUGGUAUCUGGUACUUCAAUGGCUUGCCCUCAUGUUUCUGGUGUUGCUGCACUCCUAAAAGGUGCACAUCCAGAAUGGAGCCCAGCGGCUAUCCGAUCUGCCAUAGUUACCACUGCAAACCCAUUAGAUAAUACUCUGAAUCCAAUCAGGGACAACGGUGAAAAGUUUGCAUAUGCAUCUCCUUUAGCCAUGGGAGCUGGCCAAAUUGAUCCUCACAGAGCAUUGGACCCUGGUUUAAUUUAUGAUGCCACCCCACACGAUUAUGUGAAUAUCCUAUGCUCUAUGAAUUACACUAAAAAACAAAUUUUGACCAUCACAAGAUCAAAGAGAUACACUUGUUCAAACCCUUCCCCUGAUCUCAACUACCCAUCAUUCAUUGCUUUGUAUGAUAAUAAAACAGCAGCAGUAGCAGUCCAAAGAUUUCGAAGGACUUUAACUAAUGUGGGAGAUGGUGCUGCGACGUAUAAAGCUAAGAUAGUUGUAACGAAAGGUUCAAAAGUUACUGUUUCGCCUGAUUCUUUGGUUUUCGGGAAGAAAUAUGAUAAGCAGACCUAUACUCUUACAAUAAAGUACAGCAAAGACAAAGGAGGGAGAGUUUCAUUUGGUUCCAUUGUUUGGAUUGAGCAGAAUGGGGUACACACUGUCAGGAGUCCUAUCGCAGUCUCUCCUGCUGUGAAGUUGUGGUAAUAUGAAAGGAAAAAAAUUAUCUAAUUAUUAUAAUCAAAUAAUUUCAGUCUGCCUAAAUGCCAUUGCAGAACCUAAUAAUAAAUAUACUUUAUUA